AUGCAGUUCUCCCUCUCCAUCAUUGCCUUUGCCAGUGCCGCUCUGGCUCAAACUGCUCAAAUCGGCUUGCCUACUGAGGGCCAGAAGGUCACUGCCGGCAGUGAGAUCAUUGUGCAGGUCCAGCGUCCCAAUUCUUUGACCAGCUCGCAGGAGAUGGCCGUUGCUAUUGGCAUCACCUCUUGUGGCGAUGCCUGCCAAUCACCUAGCGAUGUCCUAGGAAAUGUUCUCUACAACGGUGCUUUCAAGCCUGUAUACCACGAGAGCUAUUUAGCCCCAUACCAGAACUUCAGCGUUAAGAUCCCGGCCACUUUCGCCGCUGGAUCUGCUCAAAUAAAUGUGGCCCAUGCCACCCUGAUCGGGGCUGGACCGGAGCCUUUCUUGGAGACUUUGAAUCAAACCAUCGUCGUUGUCUAA
This is a messenger RNA of Penicillium taxi, 414 nucleotides long. RefSeq lists its product as uncharacterized. Lineage: Eukaryota; Fungi; Ascomycota; Eurotiomycetes; Eurotiales; Aspergillaceae. The coding region runs from base 1 to 414 and encodes 137 amino acids. The record is from RefSeq and is a predicted model, not a curated record. The transcript has 3 exons.